GAGAGAGAGAGAGAGAGAAGCGAUGGGAGGGAAGAAAGGAAGAGAGGAAGAAAGGGGACGAGGAGAGAGGGGAGAAUGAGAACGGAGAGUGGACCUGGGCCAGAUCUGGGGGGGUUUGGGUCCAUUCGUCACUGAUUUGAGAGAGAUUUACAGGCUGCGGAGUGCGGGUGAGGAGAAAAGGUGAGGAGGGGGCUCCAGAGAGAUCCGUGGAGUGAUAGGUGGCCGGGUUUGUGUGACUGGUCUCAGUAAGUGGAGGGUUUCCGCGUUUCCUCCACUUGAGGAGUUAUUAAGGCGGUCGACGGGCCACCCGCGGCGCGCCACACAGCGCCACUUAGCGCCGCCGUGACACCCAGAGGAGAAGCUGGUGUUGAUCUGAAUCCAGUCUCCAGUGGAUAAACCAGACCCCGCUCAACCAACCCCCCCUCCCCCCUCCGCCCCCAACCCCUUCCUCUUCCUCUGUCAGUGCGUCAAAGGAGCUCCGUGCGUAACGGGGAGAGUCGUGCGUAACUGGAGACGGAUUUCUCUCCCAUUUUGCACCAGGAUUCCGGGGGUUGCUGGUGGUGCGAGGCUGCACUUGAGACGCCAACAGCCGCGGGAACGGCGCUUUUUCUCCGCUAGAAUCCUCCACGGGUCUCACCCCCCCACAGCGCCACUUAGCGCCGCCGUGACACCCAGAGGAGAACCUUGUGUUGAUCUGAAUCCAGUCUCCAGUGGAUAAACUAGACCCCCCACGCUCCCCACGCUCCCCCCGCCGCCCCCAAUCCCUUCCUCUUCCUCUGUCAGUGCGCACUCCCGUGCGUAACGGGAGAGUCGUGCGUAACUGGACACGGAUUUCUCUCCCAUUUUGCACCAGGAUUCCGGGGACGAGGCUGACUUUGCGACGCCAGCAGCCGCGGGAACGGCUCUUUUUCUCCGCUAGAACCCCCCCACAGUCCCCCGCCCCCCCCUCCAUCUCUCCUCUCUGACAUGACGACCGAGACCGCGCAGCAGCAGCUGGAUCCGCCGCCUCCGCUCAGAUCCAGCCCGGCGUCCGGCGUCCUGCACCCCGCCAUGCUGAGCCCCCAGGCGGCCGCCGCCGCGGCGGAGAGCUCCUCCAGCACCGUGAAGGGGAAGAAGGCGAGCUCGGGGCUGCGCAGACCGGAGAAACCCCCCUACUCCUACAUCGCGCUGAUCGUCAUGGCCAUCCAGAGCUCCCCGACCAAGCGGCUCACGCUCAGCGAGAUCUACCAGUUCCUGCAGGCGCGCUUCCCUUUCUUCCGCGGCUCCUACCAGGGCUGGAAGAACUCGGUCCGGCACAACCUGUCCCUGAACGAGUGCUUCAUCAAGCUGCCCAAGGGCCUGGGCCGGCCCGGGAAGGGCCACUACUGGACCAUCGACCCCGGGAGCGAGUUCAUGUUCGAGGAGGGCUCAUUCCGGCGCAGACCGCGCGGCUUCAGGAGGAAGUGCCAGGCUCUCAAGCCCAUGUACCGGAUGAUGAACGGCAUCGGCUUCGGCGCGUCCAUCCUCCCGCAGAGCUUCGACUUCCAGCCGCCGUCCGCGUCGCUGGCGUGCCACGGGAACACGUACAACCUGGACAUGAUGGGCAGCUCCAUGGCGGGCGGGUACGACGGCCACCACGUCCCGCACAUGUCCCCCAGCCCCGGCUCCACGUACAUGGCCAGCUGCCCCGUGGGCCCCGGCGGCGGCGGGGGGGAGUACGGCGGGCCGGACAGCAGCUCCAGCCCGGUCCCGUCCUCCUCUCCGGCCGUGGCCGGCGCGCUGCUGGACCCGCACUCGCCCUACGCCGGCACGGCCUCGUCCUGGGCGGCCCCCGGCGGCUCUGCCUACAUCAAGCAGCAGUCGCUCGCCUCCUCCGGCAGCCCGGCCGGGUCCGGCCUGCACUCCGGGAUGUCGCACUACUCCCUGGAGCAGAGCUACCUGCACCAGAACGGCCGGGACGGACACCACUCCACGGACCUGUCAGUGGGGAUCCCGCGCUACCAGAGCCACUCCCACUCCUCGGUGUGCGACCGGAAGGACUUUGUGUUGAACUUUAACGGGAUCUCGUCGUUCCACCCGUCGGCCGGGGGAUCCUACUACCACCACCACCACCACCACCACCCGCAGAGCUGCCAGGACAUCAAGCCCUGCGUCAUGUGAAGGAGGAGACACGUCUGAACACACAAGAGGACUCUUUAUUAUUAUUAUUAUUAUUGUUCAGAGGUGGAUAAUCCAGGUGCCAUCAAGUAAAAAUCCUGUCCAGCAGUUGUUCCAACCGUCACUAAAGCAGCUCCUCUGCAGGAGGAUGGUAGGUUUUUAGUGAAAACACCUGUUUUAAAUGUACUGGCUGAUCAUUUCAUUUCAUUUAUUUAUUUAGAAAGGGACAAUGCACAUUAAUUAACAUGAGCACUUGAGUCCACCAUGUAAAUGUACCAGAUUGUUAGCCGUACAGGCUAAUUUACAUCUGAAGUCCCUGCAGGUUGAUGACAUUUAUAUAAAAAACAUUAAAGGAGAACACAGUAAAAGACUAGAGUACAGAGUACAAACAAUAAGUAAAACCAUGACAUAAUAACUCUGAAUAAUGACAAACAUAAAUGAAGAACAAGAGCAAACAAACACAUGAGCUCACACAGGUUAGAUCCACAGGUGUAUGUUUUAAUGAGCAAAUAUCAGCUUAAUGUUAAGACAAUUAUUUGACUACUGGUGCUUUGAGACUGACCCCAUUUCAAAAUUGGUCUUAAUUUAAGAUUGGUUCAAAACUACUUUUGAUUUUGUAAAAAAACAACAACAUUAAAGCACAUUCCAGAGGUGUUUAAUCCAGGUGUUUAAUC
Molecule: messenger RNA, 2810 nt
Organism: Cololabis saira (Pacific saury)
Lineage: Eukaryota; Metazoa; Chordata; Actinopteri; Beloniformes; Belonidae
Product: forkhead box protein F2-like
Exons: 2
Coding region: 967-2139 (390 amino acids)
Biological process (GO): animal organ morphogenesis; regulation of transcription by RNA polymerase II
Cellular component (GO): nucleus
Molecular function (GO): DNA-binding transcription factor activity, RNA polymerase II-specific; RNA polymerase II cis-regulatory region sequence-specific DNA binding
Source: RefSeq, a predicted model, not a curated record